GGGGACACACGCACGGAGCCGCCCCCGGGGCCUGCGCCUGUCCCUUGGGGCAAGGAUCAUGGCCUGGGCGCUGAAGCUGCCGCUGGCGGACGAGGUGAUCGAGUCCGGCCUGGUGCAGGACUUCGAUGCCAGCCUCUCGGGCAUCGGCCAGGAGCUGGGCGCCGGGGCCUACAGCAUGAGCGACGUCCUGGCCCUGCCCAUCUUCAAACAGGAAGAAUCGAGUUUGCCUCCGGAGAACGAGAACAAAAUUCUGCCCUUCCAGUACGUGCUGUGUGCGGCCACGUCCCCUGCGGUGAAGCUCCACGACGAAACGCUCACCUACCUCAACCAAGGGCAGUCGUAUGAAAUCCGGAUGCUGGACAACAGGAAAAUUGGGGAGCUGCCGGAGAUCAAUGGGAAACUGGUGAAGAGCAUUUUCCGGGUGGUGUUUCACGACCGGCGCCUGCAGUACACGGAGCAUCAGCAGCUGGAGGGCUGGCGGUGGAACAGGCCUGGGGACAGGAUCCUGGACAUCGAUAUCCCCAUGUCCGUGGGCAUCAUUGACCCCAGAGCAAACCCAACGCAGCUCAACACGGUGGAGUUCUUAUGGGAUCCUUCCAAGAGGACCUCGGUGUUUAUCCAGGUUCACUGCAUCAGCACGGAGUUCACCAUGCGGAAGCACGGCGGGGAGAAGGGGGUGCCCUUUCGGGUCCAGAUAGACACCUUUAAGGAGAACGAGAACGGAGAGUACACAGAGCACCUGCACUCGGCCAGCUGCCAGAUCAAGGUCUUCAAGCCCAAGGGAGCUGAUCGGAAGCAGAAGACCGACCGGGAAAAGAUGGAGAAGCGAACGCCGCACGAGAAGGAGAAGUACCAGCCCUCCUACGAGACCACGAUACUCACCGAGUGUUCUCCCUGGCCAGAGAUAACGUACGUCAAUAACGCGCCGUCCCCUGGCUUCAACAGCUCCCACAGCAGCUUUUCCAUCGGAGAAGGGGCGGUGUUGUUGCCUGCGGGCAUCCCGUGCCAGGAAGGGAAGGGCAGUGCUAACCACGUGUUGUGCUCUGUCUGGCUCUUUCCCCCAUCUAGAAAUGGCUCUCCGAACCACCAGCCCGAGCCACCCCCUCCGAUCGCAGAUGUAAGUCACUCUUCAGAGCUUGUGCUUGUGAACCUCUUGCCCACGAGCACCCCGCAGGAGGCCCAGCAGUGGCUGCACCGGAAUCGCUUCUCCACUUUUGCUCGGCUUUUCCGAAACUUCUCAGGAGCAGAUUUACUGAAGCUGACCAGAGAAGAUGUUAUCCAGAUCUGUGGCCCUGCGGAUGGCAUCAGGCUCUUCAACGCGUUGAAAGGACGGAUGGUGCGGCCCCGACUGACCAUCUACGUGUGCCAGGAGUCCCAGCAGCUCAGGGACCUCCAGCAGAAGCACGAGGACGGGGACACCGUCACCAGCACCUUCUUCGUGUACCACGCCAUUUAUCUGGAGGAGCUGACGGCGGUGGAGCUGACAGAGAAGCUGGCCCAGCUGUUCAGCAUCUCCUCGCAGCAGAUCAGCCAGAUUUACAAGCAAGGUCCGACGGGGAUACACGUGCUGAUCAGCGACGAGAUGAUUCAGAACUUCCAAGACGAAUCCUGUUUUGUUCUGGACACCAUGAAAGCUGAAACCAAUGAUAGCUACCACAUCAUCUUAAAAUAGAAAGGGACGGGAUAAGAGACUUCUGUGAUCCUUUUGUCACGCAUGAAGACGCCUCACCUCCAGCACAAGGACACGAGCAGAGAUCUGGACGCUCCUGGGCACCCUCUCAGCCCCCGAGCUGUUGGCUUCUCGGCUGCCUUUUGGCAGGGGAGCGCCUUGCUCUUAGAGCCUGCGAGCUGCCAGUGGUGGAAACGUGCUGCUUGGUCGCUGGAGCUGCGAGGCUGAAGUCACCAGGCUGCGCUCUCCUGUAGCUCUCAGUAGAAAUUUGUCAUUGGGACCUAAAACCUGUGUGAGGGCUUUUCUCUGGCAAGCGUGCUCUGCUUUUCUGAGAGGAACCAGCUCCCGUGACGCUCACAGACUGGCAAGAAACCAUGAGUAGAAGUGGGCCAGCACACCCAGCUGGCCCUCCGGCACGUGCUGAGCUGAGCAGGUCUCAAACAUGCUAUGUGCUGCGCUGGUAGAGCGGUAGGCUAGGGCUGGGAGGGAUUUUCUUAAGAUUUUGUUAAGCUUUCAUUUCAUAUUACAACGCAUCUGUUAGACAAAGGUGGUGACUUCUUUUUUUCUCCUCUCCACCCACCCUGGAAACGGUGUGGUCGUGGUGCCAUCCUUCCCUCGCAGGUAUCAGGCUGUCAGGAACUCUCUACAGAUUGAAUUCACGUGGACAUGUGAAGCUGGAGCAAAAUGUGGAGCGAAGCAAAGCUGGAUAAAGAAAUCGCUAACUAG
Messenger RNA from Oxyura jamaicensis (ruddy duck), 2395 nucleotides. It is a transcript of the gene TFCP2, whose product is annotated as transcription factor CP2. The coding region runs from base 59 to 1672 and encodes 537 amino acids. Gene Ontology annotation, molecular function: RNA polymerase II cis-regulatory region sequence-specific DNA binding; DNA-binding transcription activator activity, RNA polymerase II-specific. Gene Ontology annotation, cellular component: nucleus. The transcript is spliced from 15 exons. NCBI's taxonomy places the organism in Eukaryota, Metazoa, Chordata, Aves, Anseriformes, Anatidae. Gene Ontology annotation, biological process: positive regulation of transcription by RNA polymerase II. The record is from RefSeq and is a predicted model, not a curated record.